Alternaria viburni is the source of this 984-nucleotide messenger RNA. RefSeq lists its product as uncharacterized. The transcript is spliced from 4 exons. Bases 1 to 984 code for a protein of 327 amino acids. The record is from RefSeq and is a predicted model, not a curated record. Lineage: Eukaryota; Fungi; Ascomycota; Dothideomycetes; Pleosporales; Pleosporaceae.
AUGGCUGCCGCCGAGUCGGCGAAUACCUACUCCACGCAGUUACAGUCUCCAUUAUACCGUCUACCUCGAGAACUCCGUGACGACGUCUACGAAUACUAUGCAGAUGGCAGGCGAUCGUACAAGUACAACAAGGAAACGAAUCAGUUGCGCUAUCAAGAUGCAGCUGCGCGUGCAGAAAACCUCGGUCUAGUAGCGACUUGUAAAAUCGCCGCCGAAGAGAUGAAACAAGUCGCUUUCCAGAAGGUCGAGUUUAGUACACGAUGCUCUGCGUACGACAUUUCGGAAUUCAUGGGGUUGCGUUCAAGAGUUGCUCGACUUCAUAUCUCUGUAGCCAUCGACUACUUACAUAGCCUAUCACCAAAGCAAUGGCUUAACCUCCGCAAGAUCAUCCUAUAUGAGGAUCGCUUCUGUAAGAGCAAUCCGGCUUUACGCAUCGAACACAACAUCGGACUAUUGAGCAACCUGCUCCCGGAGUCAACAGAGCUGAGAAAUACCGACCGAUUUAUACUUGGAUCCACUUGCCUGGGAGUAACCGUUCCAUGGAUAGAGGAAGCUCUUGCGUUGGCUGCCAGUGGCAUAACUACCAAUGCCUACCGGCUCAUAAUCGACGGCAGUACAACAGAGGCAGUCCGAGCUUUCAGGCUCUUAAAGCAUGCCGCGGCAAUGCAAGAAGCCAUGCUCACUCAAGCAGAGCGUAACAAUGUGCAGCCUACAUCAUGGGUCCGUUCGGGUUACGCCGAAGUCAUCUCACUACCAUGGCACUUACCCGCAGGUUUUCCGGACGUAAUCCGCGCAAUCAUGACUGGCACGUCGAACAUACAGUUUACAGGCCCCGUAGGCGACCUGUGGGACUCAGAUCUCAUGUUCCUUGAGAGUCAAGACUGGACCAUCGCAGAUUGGCGGAACGAAUGGAAGGAAAAGAUUGUACUGUGCGGACCGGAGACUACCUUCUAUAAGGAUAUAGAGAUGUGGUACGAGCUCUAG